This is a messenger RNA of Bufo gargarizans (Asiatic toad), 1200 nucleotides long. It is a transcript of the gene VPS28, whose product is annotated as VPS28 subunit of ESCRT-I. Gene Ontology annotation, biological process: protein transport to vacuole involved in ubiquitin-dependent protein catabolic process via the multivesicular body sorting pathway. Lineage: Eukaryota; Metazoa; Chordata; Amphibia; Anura; Bufonidae. The transcript is spliced from 10 exons. The coding region runs from base 112 to 777 and encodes 221 amino acids. Gene Ontology annotation, cellular component: ESCRT I complex. Gene Ontology annotation, molecular function: protein-containing complex binding. The record is from RefSeq and is a predicted model, not a curated record.
GAAGCUUCGGAUGACAACCAGGAAGUGAUUCUACAGACAACAAUCGCAAACUUCACUUCCAUCUCUACAGGUGCUGACACCCGCGGUCUUGGACUCGUCUCUUUGCGCGUCAUGUUUCAUGGAAUCCCCGCGCAGCCGGCAGUCGGUGCUCCUGGAAAUAAGCCAGAGUUAUACGAGGAGGUGAAGCUGUACAAGAAUGCCCGGGAGCGAGAGAAGUAUGACAACAUGGCGGAGCUGUUUGCUGUGGUGAAGACGUUGCAGGCCCUGGAGAAGGCUUAUAUCAAAGACUGUGUCUCCCCCAGCGAGUACACCGCCGCCUGCUCGCGCCUCCUGGUCCAAUACAAAGCCGCCUUCAAGCAGGUGCAAGGAGCGGAGGUCGGCUCCAUCGAUGACUUCUGCAGGAAGUACCGGUUGGACUGUCCUCUGGCAAUGGAGCGAAUUAAGGAGGAUCGACCAAUCACCAUCAAGGACGACAAGGGGAACCUGAAUCGCUGCAUUGCAGACAUUGUGUCGCUCUUCAUUACUGUGAUGGAUAAACUGCGUUUAGAGAUCCGAGCGAUGGAUGAGAUCCAGCCAGACCUCCGGGAGCUGAUGGAGACCAUGAACAGGAUGAGCCACUUACCACCAGAUUUUGAGGGCAGAGAGAAAGUCAGCCAAUGGUUGCAGAAGUUAAGCAGCAUGUCGGCCUCUGAUGAACUUGAUGAUUCCCAAGUUCGGCAGAUGUUAUUUGACCUGGAAUCUGCAUACAACGCCUUCAACCGCUUCCUUCACUCCUAACCUUGUGUGAUCUUGGAUCCCCCCCACAUCAGACAUUAUUCAUCUGGAUUACAGAGGCCACCUGAUUGAAGACUCUAUUUAUGGACAAAACCAUUGUCCAGCACCCAUAUUGAAUGAGAAGAAACAUGUCCUUCCCACCAGCUCCCCGGCACAGCACUGAAACUCCAUUACCCCUUUGGCCUGUCACUCAACAUGUCCUCUGAUCUGACUUCUUUGAUCCAUCACAAGAGAUCUUCCCCUAAGUGAUCCCUCCGAUCCAUCAAUGAACUUGUUUCCUUUGCUGACCCCUCCAGUCUACCACACAACAUCUCUCCUCUACCUGACUUCUGGCCUGCCACCUGUAUCUUUUCCUCUCUGACUUCUCGAGUCCAUCACUAGACAUCCCCCUCUUCCUUCAUGACUUCUCAAGCCCAUCACUAGACA